This is a messenger RNA of Helianthus annuus (common sunflower), 2220 nucleotides long. RefSeq lists its product as uncharacterized. Bases 1 to 2220 code for a protein of 739 amino acids. The transcript has 2 exons. Gene Ontology annotation, molecular function: nucleic acid binding; RNA-DNA hybrid ribonuclease activity. Gene Ontology annotation, biological process: DNA integration. NCBI's taxonomy places the organism in Eukaryota, Viridiplantae, Streptophyta, Magnoliopsida, Asterales, Asteraceae. The record is from RefSeq and is a predicted model, not a curated record.
AUGCCGUUCGGCUUAAAGAAUGCAGGUGCAACGUAUCAAAGGUUGAUGAACGAAAUGUUCAGUGACGCCAUCGGGAAAUACGUAGAAGUGUACAUGGAUGAUCUGGUCAUCAUGAGCAAGGAGGAGAGCACAAUGCUGGCAAAUAUUAUGAAGACUUUCAACACGCUGCGAAGCGUAAGCAUCAAGCUGAACCCAGCUAAGUGUUCCUUCGGAAUGGAAGAAGGAAAAUUUUUGGGCUUCAUAGUCACCAAAGACGGCUUUAAGGUGAACCCAGAAAAGGUCCAAGCCAUAGAAAGGAUGCCUUCGCCAACAAAUGUCAAAGAUAUGCAAAAGCUCGCAGGACGACUCGCAGCACUCAACCGUUUUUUAGCCAACCAGUUUCAAUGGACUCCGGAAGCAGAAAAUGCGUUCCGUGAGAUGAAAGACUGCCUCAUCAAGCUACCAACUUUAACCGCACCAAACAAAGGAGAACCUUUGAUCUUAUACCUUUCAGCUUCCGACAAAGCAGUCGGAGCCGUUCUGCUUGUUGAUCGUCAAGGUAUCCAGACACCUGUGUAUUAUGUAUCUCGAACCUUGACCGACCCAGAAACCAGAUACGCAAUCAUGGAAAAACUCGUCCUUGCACUAAUCCACGCGUCAAGAAGGCUGCGCAGAUAUUUCGCCAAUCACGUCAUCCACGUGCUAACAAAUUACAACAUUGGGAAUAUCAUAGCAAGGCCAGAAGUAUCCGGGAGACUGGCCAAAUGGGCAAUAGAGUUAGGGGGACACAACGUAGUCUUCAGACCACGUCCGUCAAUCAAAGGCCAAGUUCUGGCAGACUUCAUGACGGAGGUCCCAGACGACAAAGACAGAGAAUGCAAGGCGAUGGAGAAAGCCGAGAAAAAACAAACCGAAGAACCGUGGCUUCUGUACACGGAUGGUGCUUCCAACGAAGACGGGGCAGGCGCGGGGCUACGGCUAGUAAGCCCUGACAAACACGAGUUUACUUACGCCACACGUCUAGAUUUCAAGAGCACCAACAACGAAGCAGAGUAUGAAGCUUUUCUGGCCGGUUUGCGUUUGGUAAUAAAAAUGGGGGUCCGACACAUUGAAGCACAUGUGGAUUCCAUGUUGGUGGCAGGCCAAAUCAACGGCCAAUAUGAAGCCAAAGGCGACAUAAUGGCACUUUAUCUCCAUCAAGCAAAGACAUUGCUACAAACCUUCUACUCUUACAAAGUACACCACAUAAACCGCAGCGAAAACAAGCCAGCAGACGCGUUAAGCAAGCUUGCGUCAACAAGUUUCCAACAUCUGGCCAAGGACGUGCGCAUAGAAGUUUUAAGCAAUCCGUCUGUACCACUCAGAGAAGUAAAUGUCAUCCAGACAGGAACCUCGUCCUGGAUGACACCCAUAAUCAUGUACCUACAAUCCGGAAUACUCCCGGAAAACAAAGCCGAAGCGCGGAAGAUACAAUACAAGUCAGAACAUUAUCAGAUGGCUGACGGAAUACUGUACCGAAAAUCAUACCUCGGACCGCUGCUAAGAUGUGUCGAUGCCGAUGAUGCAAAUUAUCUAAUCCGCGAAAUACACGAAGGCAUUUGUGGAAUCCACGCCGGACCCCGCAUGGUAGUGGCAAAGGUAAUGAACGCCGGCUACUACUGGCCGGGAAUGCAUCUCGACGCGGUGAAAGAAUUAAGAAAGUGCAGCGGCUGCCAGAGGCAUGCACCAAAAACCAUGCGGCCAAAAAACGAACUAGUACCGGUAACAACCGCAUGGCCCUUUCAACAAUGGGGCAUAGACAUGGUGGGCCCCUUCCUAGAAGCUCCGGGGGCAGUCAAAUUCAUCAUAGUCGCGGUAGACUACUUUACCAAGUGGGUAGAAGCCAAGGCACUUGCAUCAACCACGUCGGCAGUUGUUAAACGAUUUAUCUGGGAACAAAUCAUAUGCCGAUUCGGCCUACCACUCCGCAUCAUCACCGACAACGGGACAAACUUCGCCGCAGAUGAUCUCGAGCGAUGGUUCAAGGAACUGAACAUCGAACAUACCUUCUCGUCAGUUGCACAUCCACAAGGGAAUGGCCAAGUUGAAGCAGUCAACAAGAGCAUCGUCGAUGGCAUCAAGGCAAGGCUCGGUGAAAAAAGACGUGGAUGGGUCGAUGAAUUACCCAGCAUACUGUGGGCUCAUAGAACAAUGCCAAAAACAAGCAACGGAGAAACACCCUUUAGCUUGCAAGGCAAAUAA